Messenger RNA from Fomitopsis serialis, 2756 nucleotides. RefSeq lists its product as uncharacterized. Lineage: Eukaryota; Fungi; Basidiomycota; Agaricomycetes; Polyporales; Fomitopsidaceae. The record is from RefSeq and is a predicted model, not a curated record. The transcript is spliced from 5 exons. The coding region runs from base 297 to 2756 and encodes 819 amino acids.
CGGAGGAAACAGCGCGUAAGGUUCAAGACUCAGUAGACCCAUAUCGGCACGAAGCGAGCGCUCGUAGCCAGCAAUUCAAUGGUGCGCAGAGUGUCCACGCGCUUUCGGAGCACUGCGCAGAUGGGCAAGGACGACCUGAACCUGAGAGGGCGGAGAGACAAGCGAUACUUAGCACAUGUGAGUUAUCGGAGUACUCCCGGGUGAACGGACGCGAUGCAGAAGGCCCGGGCGUGGAUGAGCAUUCGCUCAAGUGCAAGCCGACGGGCUCGGCAGUCGCAGGCUUGCUGUCGGAGGGAAUGGUCGGUCAAGGUCCGGUUGCAACGCAGGAACCAUCGGUGAGGCAGGCGCGCAAGGAUCGUUAUUCGCAGGACGAGUGCUACACGGACCUGAGUACAUCGCGCGGGUCUGUUCGGGCAGUCGAGGUCAAGAAGAUCUACGGCGACGGUAGCUACUACAGACGGACAGUGCGAACCAUCGCGCGCGCAGGAGAGCCGUGUCAUAUCCGCCCUCCAGCGACGCCGAGCCAGUACAUUGCGUCGGACCGAAUGGAGCGCGAAGGUUGGACGGCGAGCGUUGAGAGUCGGGCAGCUACGAACGAGAUACAGGCGAGCUCCCAGGAUGACACAUGCCGGAGGCAACGAAGAGAGCGAACGGGAUACCGAGACACGUCGGGACGAAGGGAGCACGAGGAAGCGACGCAGACGUGGGUAUGCGCGUCGACGAGCGACAUCGCCGCGGAAUACAGGAGAGUCGCAGUGAUGGGCAGUAAGCAAGCCGCGGAAGGAACAGCUAGCGAACCUCGGUAUCGGGAGCGUGCGGGCGCGGAACGGACGGACCUGGGGCUAGAUGAACGAGGUACCCAGCAUAGAGGGAACCAUGGAGAUCGGAGGACGGAGGACGGGAGCGAGAAGACGGACAGUCAAACCGCGCCGAGCGUGAGCCUCGAGACUGAUCCCUGCCGGAGGGAACGAGGCGAGACCAACGGGUUUGUGGAGUCCACAAGACGAGAGGGAGAAGAAGCCGAUUGCCAGGAUGUCCAGCGACAGGGCGCAGACCAGACGCGCGUGUCCCGAUGGUCAACGGGGAUCAGGGGCGAGAACAGACGCGCCAGUAGGCUCCGUACAGGGAACGGUUCGAUGUGGAUCUACGGGCUACAGGAGGCGAGGUACAAGACUGCCGACAGAGAGGAUGCCCGGGCUCGCGACAUCGACGCCAGCCUAGAACCCAGGGCGACGACCGCUGAAGUGCAUGGAUCAGGACUGGCGCGGUUCACCACCGGGGUACUAGCCUCUCGAGUCGCGGACAGGAUACGCGCCACCUCGUAUUCUUUCAGGUCACACAGGGGCCCCAACCGGUUCGCACGGAUAACCAUCUCUCGACACGCGCUACAGGGAGCGAUGGGUGGUAUUCGAGCGAUCGUAGGAGGUGGUCGUCACACGCGGGGACCGGUACAGCUCCGAGGCAACGAGGAGCGGAGGGAGACGACUCAGAGGCGAAUCAAGUGGAACGAGGGCUUGAGACUAGAGCACGGGCGGACGGAGGCUGGCGAAGAUCCGGAUCUACCGAAGGCGAGUACCAACAGCUCGGCACACGAUGAAGAGCGAUCCCGGGCGACCGAUGUACAGCGGACCGAUCGAGCGGGGUGCGUGCGGAAGAAGGUUGAUUGUAAGACGAGGGAAGCAGUAGAGGCCCGUGCUCAGGCGGAGGGAAGCAUGCGGACGCACCGUGCUGCGUCUAAGUGUAGCGAGGGCGGGUACGUGCCGGAGCGGCCAGAGGAAGAUUGCGAGUCCGCAGUCGCGGAUGGGCGUGAAACGGGACUACAUGCGAAUCUGGUCGCGAUCAGCCAGCAAGCCGGACCAUUCGAGGACGAAGCGGGCGUACCAGCACAGCAAAGCACGAUAGGUCGCACGAUACCAGCAUGCAGCGAGACGAGCAGGAGGAUGACCAGGGGCCAGGUCGAUGAGCAUAUGGCAGCGACGGGCAAGUACGCGCCAAGGCCGGUAUCGAGCGAUGUUCCGUUACGGCGAAACGAGGCCGAGAGAGGGGAUGUCUGCGCGGAGAGCAUGCAGUGCUGCGGCGCGAGCUUGGAACUGAGACCGGGCGGGCCCGGGGCAACCAGCCAGAGGUUCAGCUGUGGCGGUAGUGUUCCUACGACCAGGCCGCUAGGACCAGCUAACCGGCGAUUGUCGUUGGGGACGAACUCAGAUACGGGUGGGAAACACGCUGAACGUCAGGGAACAGAUGAGUACAUGCAGGGGUCAGACGUACCAUGGCGAGGACACGCAACAGAGAGCGGAGUACACGCGCAGACGAGCGGGGACUACUCGCGCUCGACAACGGACAGGACCGCGAUAUCGUGUUGGGAUGAAGGAGGGGCUAGCGGAGCAGACGACCUAGAAGUUGCUGCACGAGGGGCGGUCGAUAAGGAUGCGGUGACUCACAAGUGCACCGACCAUCGCGGGACCCUUCCUACGACCGGGCAGCGAGAACCAGCUGGGUCAGGGAUAUCGCCGUGGACGCAAGGCGGGUACACGUGGACCGAGGACGACGGAACGGACGAGCACAUGCAGGACAGCGAGUGCGCAGUAACACCCUGCAGAGGAACCCGGUCGAGGUCAGUGAGCGAACCGGCAGUCUCGUGGAAUCAAGAGGCGUACACGGGGAAUGCGCUGCGGCGGACGAGCUUGCAGACGCGCACGGCGAUACGGAGCAGCUCGCGAGCUUGGGGCAGCCGGGUAAUGGGGAGCCCGGGUUAG